Ailuropoda melanoleuca (giant panda) is the source of this 1452-nucleotide messenger RNA. It is a transcript of the gene AARSD1, whose product is annotated as alanyl-tRNA synthetase domain containing 1. The record is from RefSeq and is a predicted model, not a curated record. Lineage: Eukaryota; Metazoa; Chordata; Mammalia; Carnivora; Ursidae. The coding region runs from base 121 to 1359 and encodes 412 amino acids. Gene Ontology annotation, biological process: alanyl-tRNA aminoacylation; regulation of translational fidelity. Gene Ontology annotation, molecular function: nucleic acid binding; ATP binding; Ser-tRNA(Ala) deacylase activity. The transcript has 12 exons.
ACCCCAUCCUUUGCUUCUGCGCGGAGACGCGCCCGCAGUGAAGAUUGUCCCGCGCGGCUCUCCGUCGGCCAGCGGGCGUUCCAGUGUGCGCGGGUCCCCGCGUCCCGGGAGACGGCGGCGAUGGCGUUCCGGUGUCAGCGGGACAGCUACGCCCGCGAGUUCACCACCACCGUGGUCUCCUGCAGCCCCGCCGAGCUGCAGACCGAAGGAAGCAACGGCAAGAAGGAAGUGCUGAGCGGCUUCCAUGUGGUGCUGGAAGACACGCUGCUUUUCCCCGAGGGCGGGGGACAGCCUGAUGACCGUGGUACAAUCAAUGACAUCUCUGUGCUGCGGGUGACCCGCCGGGGGGCCCAAGCUGAUCAUUUCACACAGACACCCCUGGCCCCUGGGACCGAGGUCCAGGUCCGGGUGGACUGGGAGCGGAGGUUUGACCACAUGCAGCAGCAUUCGGGGCAGCAUCUCAUCACAGCAGUUGCUGACCAUCUGUUUGGGUUGAAGACCACAUCAUGGGAGUUAGGGCGAGUCCGGAGUGUGAUCGAACUGGACAGCCCCUCUGUGACUGUAGAGCAGGUGGCCGCCAUUGAGCAGAGCGUCAAUGAAAAAAUCAGGUCCCGGCUGCCUGUGAUCGUGCAAGAGCUGAGCCUGGAUGACCCGGAGGUGGAGCAGGUGAGGGGCCGGGGUUUGCCGGACGAUCACGCAGGGCCCGUUCGAGUCGUUACCAUCGAGAGCAUUGAUGCCAACAUGUGCUGUGGGACCCAUGUGAGCAAUCUCAGUGACCUUCAGGUCAUUAAAAUUCUGGGCGUUGAGAAGGGGAAAAAGAACAAGACCAACCUGGCAUUUCUGGCUGGGAACCGGGUGCUGAAGUGGCUGGAGAGGAGCCAUGGAACUGAAAAAGCACUGACCGCGCUGCUGAAGUGUGGAGCGGAGGAGCACGCGGAAGCAGUGAGGAAGCUACAGAACUCUACCAAGCUCUUGCAGAAGAACAACCUGAAUCUGCUCAGAGACCUGGCCGUGCACGUGGCCCACAGCCUCCGCAACAGCCCGGACUGGGGAGGUGUGGUCACAUUACAUAGGAAGGAGGGUGAUUCUGAGUUCAUGAAUAUCAUCGCCAAUGAGAUCGGAUCCGAGGAGACCCUCCUGUUCUUAACUGUGGGCGAUGAGAAAGGUGCUGGGCUCUUCUUGCUGGCAGGGCCGGCUGAGGCCGUGGAGACCCUGGGCCCCAGGGUGGCUGAGGUUCUGGAGGGCAAAGGAGCUGGGAAGAAAGGCCGCUUCCAGGGCAAGGCCACCAGGAUGAGCCGGCGGGCGGAGGUGCGGGCGCUCCUGCAGGACUACAUCAGCACUCAGAGCGCCGAGGAGUGAGGAUGCAGUCCGGGGCUCCGGCCGUGGAGAACGGGCCUCCCGUGACCACAGAAAGAGUCUCUUGGACAAUAAAAUAGUUUGAUUUGAAAUGGU